This is a messenger RNA of Rangifer tarandus platyrhynchus (Svalbard reindeer), 300 nucleotides long. Lineage: Eukaryota; Metazoa; Chordata; Mammalia; Artiodactyla; Cervidae. The record is from the annotation of a GenBank genome assembly.
AUGAACUUGGUUCCCCAAACCAAAGAUAGAAUAGCACUUCAUUUGUCUCAUGGUGCCCCACUGUGGGCAGAUAGGUGGGUCCUUAGGGACAGGAAAUCUCAGCUGGGACCUAGCAGCAGAGAGCCACCUUUGAAUAGGGCCACCGUGGGGAUCAGGGAGCCUGGCACAUACCUGUGGACAUGGCUGCUGAUGAGGGUUCCAGGAAAUGGCAGCUGGAAGCUCAACAGAGCUGCCAUCCAGAGAGCCCGAGGGUCAGCUAGGAUUUUGUUUUCUUCUGAUUUCCCAAAUGCUUUCUGGUGA